Spirometra erinaceieuropaei is the source of this 3821-nucleotide messenger RNA. Lineage: Eukaryota; Metazoa; Platyhelminthes; Cestoda; Diphyllobothriidea; Diphyllobothriidae. The record is from the annotation of a GenBank genome assembly.
AUGGCAACUGAGGCAAUUUCACGCAGGGGUUUGUCGGUUCGCCUCGAUUCACAGUGUAAACCAACUGACAAGCCAUUUAACUCCAAGGUAUGCAAUUAAUCUCCGUACUAUUAUUUCAUAGUCAAGUAUUCCAGAAAAAGCCGUGCCCACGGAUAUCCAGAGAGUCGUCGUAGACAAGGAAAAUGAAAAUAUAAAAACAAAGCUUAAAAAACACACCAAUAAACUGACUAUUUUUAAAGACCCCCCUUCCCUUGCUUGUCCCCACUGUGGUCACAGGAAAUCCAAACAAGAUAGUUCUGUUGCCACGAAAACAACUUCCAGUCAGACGGAUAGAUCAGGUUCACCUCUGUGCGAAUGGCUCUGCUCAGGUAAGCUUCCGAAUUUCGCCGAAGAUAAGUUUUUAGAACGACCUCCCAUCGAAUACUGGAUGGAGCUAGCUGAGCAGAGGCGACAAGCUCUUACCGAGACUCUUGAAGAAAACAAAGAGGCACGCGCGUACCAUUCUUACAUUUAUUUUCUGUAGCUCUGCGAUUUGGUUGUAAAACUGAACGAAGAGAUUGAGAAGCUGAGUAAAAUUGCAGAACACGCCGAAAAUUUUGCAAAAGCUAUUCAGGUAUUUCUUUAUUUCCUUGCGAAGAUCAAUUCCGCUGCGAGUCGUCGCACAAGCGGGACUUGAUCGAGCUAAGUCGAUCUACCAUUUAAAAAUUUUCGAUUUGACAGACUGCUUGACAGCAGUUUGUGCACAUGUUUGCUGUGUCAUUUUCACAGACGGUCAUGCAAACGUCCACAGCAGAACCUUGACUGGUUUGCCCACGGAAACUUCAAAUACUGACCAUCUUUGAAUUCCCUCACUCUUUAAACCAACUCCUAACAAAGAGGCCAGUUGGCUUGUUGAAUGAGAGAUGAUAAGCCUAGCUCUCCUUCCCUAGGGAAGCCGAAUGAAGUCAACUUCUGGUUAUAUGCUGUCGAGACUUCCGCAUCGCCACGCAAACUCGGAUGCCGUUCGCUCGAAGUCGGUGUCGGCAUUGCUCGCCGGCAUGCCACAUUUCAAGUAGCCUCUGUAACUACGGCCCACCCCAGCAAUUUGGCUUACAACAACAGUAGUAAACGCGCUGUGAUAAGCUUAAUGUCGCAACAUCUGGUGUCUCAAGAUUGACUUCAAGCCCAGCAAAUGCCCAUCAUGUCAACUGCUUUACUCUCUACCGUACUCUUUAAGGUCCGACCAAGCCGCUGACCACUGGUCACUUAGUGUCUGACUCGACGGUCGUCGGUCCGUAUACAGCAUUCCUCUUUUAGAAGCCAAACGUUGUUUCACCGGAAGCUGAUAAUCGCACCGAAUCCAGUUAAACGCCUACCCCAUGAUUAAUGGAUAGGUUUGUCAGCGAAGCAAGUGCACGCCGAUGCACCCACUUUUCAGCCUGAUAGCGGCGGCAGUAAUACAGUGGCUCGAGUCGUUUGGACAUUUUCAUCGUAUUCUGAUAACAUCCCACUGGCAGCUGAGUGGUAAUGCGGUGGUGGCUCUGUUUAUUGGUUUGACCCUUUUGCUACUUUUCGGAUUAGCUGAGACGGCGCUAUCUGUGUCUGGCACACGACCUGUUUUCAGGGAAUUGGAAUCCCCAAGCACCCUGGAACCUUUUCCGAUCUAAAAGUCUUCUUAUUCAACCGUAGGAUUCCUGUGCAGAUUGCCAAUAAAUUCAUCGCACCCAACAUGCGGCCCAAAAUCGUUGGAGCGCGUGCAUGUGUACACAUUCCGUCGCACUGCUGAGGACCCUGCUGUAUGAGAGAAGACAGAGACGGCUUACGCACUCAGGUCGCAAACGGCGUCAGUAGGAACUAGCAGGGUUUGAGUUCGAUAUUCUCAGGGCAGAAGGUGCUACGUCGUAGCAGAUGUCGACACAAGGAUCGGAUCUCUGAUGGAACGAGUUUUAAGAGGUAACGCGUUUUAUACGACACGACCGCGAUGAAAAUGUGCGAGACUCGAAAUGCAUCUCAACUAACAAUGUUACGACGAGGUGCAAUUUUCCAAACAAAGGCUAGUUCUUUACUCCAUCUUCGACUAUAUAAUGGCCAGGUUGCGAUGAUAGCUUACUGAUAGGCCGGAUACUCCCGCCAAAGAGGCAUUCUACGCAACCCCUAUGCUCAUUAAACUUGACUUCAACUGCUGUCAAGUUCGAAGGCAUCCAUUGGCGUCCACCAUCCAUGAAAGACCUUCAUCGUCUUCCGCCUCGAUUUCGGGGUUGCUGCGUCGAGGCGUUUAAGAGGAAGUCAGAUCAAAACCUGAAUCGAAAAAGUCGGCUAAGAUAUGCACGGGGCUCGUGAACCAUCGGUAUUCGGUCUCCGUUGCUGGAGAAAAGAAAGGGCCGAGCUCUCCCUAUCCGUUGCCGUAGAUUGUCACCCGUGGAGAGUUACAAUCCGCGGCGUCAUGUAGGCCAGCUAGUAGCACCAUUUGCGGUGAUACUUGAUACGAUAUUGAAACUAACAAACAACAAACCACUUUAGAGAACUGCUUGUCUGCAGAAAUCUGCAUGGGUGGUGGCCGUACACUUACUACUUGUGGCCGAAAUUUUAGAUUCAGAGACUGUUGUGCAGAUCAGAGUGACACUAUUGCUAUGCCGACCUUCAGAGAGAACCGCAGGGAAUUGGUGAGUGUCAUGGCAUCAUUCUCCCAGACGUCGCAAAAGUCAUCGCAGUUAUCGUUUACCACCGAUAUCCCUAUUCAUGAGAAGUUAGUCCAUGCGGCCUCCGUUAGAGGGCGGGGCGGCAUUAAUAAAAUUUUUGUUUGCCACUUGGAAACCCUCGGACACCGUAACUGCCAAUUAACUAUCAUACACUUAGUGAACCGUUCUUUCGAGUUUGACUCCGUUCAUCUUUACGCACACGAUUCGACCAUGACUUCUCUAAAAUAGGGAAUUCAUUUGGGUUUAGUCAAUCCAGGAGCAUUUGAAGAUGAAAUCGGAAGCUGUCUCUUUUAAGACGAAUCUUAGAUUGCUUUGCUUCUUAGAUUUUAGAGUUGUUUCUAAAUUCCCGUAUUUUACGGACUGAAACGGCGGUUCACACUAUCUGAAGAGCCGGCCGAAACCCGUUGCUCGGCGUUCCUGGUACUUGUUACGCUUUAACCAUGCUUUAUAUGAGUGGCCCAGUGAUGUCACCGAUUGGGUUUCUGUGAGCUAUGGUCAGUGACGUCAGAUCUGAAAAGCCUGACUCAUUUUCGAGGGCCAACUACCGUAGGACUGAGAACGACCCCAAUGUCUUGGCGAAACAUAUCAAACCGAAACAGACCAGAUUAACAUAAACAUCGGUCUCCGUCGUUGGCGAAGGGAAUGGAUUGAGUUGUCUAGAUCUGCUGCCGCGGAUCGUCAUGCGUGGAGAGGUACAAUUCGGGACAUCAUCGAGGCCGGCUAGAUCAGGCUUGAUCGCAGCCGUAUCAAGUACAAGUACAACAUAAACGAGAGUCGUAAUUCCAAUCUGAGGCGCUCCCUGGCAAGCCAGUUUACUCCAUCAACUUUAGCGUCAUAGUUAUUCUGCUUUAUCGGCUGCAAUCGGCACUGGUUCCACCUCAAAAAGUGACGCUGACCGAUUUGACUUUUAUCAAACCAUUUUUGAUUGGAUACACCGAUUCAGAAUAAGUUAACAUAUCAGGAACUUAGGAUGAGUAGAGGAAGUUGUUGGGUUUCAUCGGAGCGUGUUACCAUGUAAAGCUAGAAUAGUAUUCCUUAUUUUCUUAACUGUUGACAGUUAUCAAUUUCCAAGAUUACACGUUUCGUAUUCUUUUUAAACAGGAGACGAAUCCCAGCAAUACAGAAGAACAGGAAAAUCAGUAG